Molecule: messenger RNA, 1054 nt
Organism: Papaver somniferum (opium poppy)
Lineage: Eukaryota; Viridiplantae; Streptophyta; Magnoliopsida; Ranunculales; Papaveraceae
Product: putative FBD-associated F-box protein At5g56700
Exons: 2
Coding region: 64-906 (280 amino acids)
Source: RefSeq, a predicted model, not a curated record
UGAAAUGUGGACUUGAAGAGUUCAUUUUUUUCUGGCUCCUACUCAUACCCAAACAAUGGGAAGAUGAUUCCUGAUUCCCUUUUCACCUGUGAAUCAUUAACUACGUUAGACUUUCAGUUUACAGAACAAGAUGGACUCGAUCUUCCGGAAUCAAUUUCUCUUCCAAGGCUUAAAAUCCUCCGGCUUACGAAUAUUGUAUAUGAUGAUGAGAAAUUGGCAGGGAAACUCUUUUCUAGUUGCCCAGUACUUGAAGAAUUGUGUUUGACUGAUUGUAGUUGGCAGAAUUUUUAUUUCAUACGUGUUUCAGCUCCUAGGUUGAAGUCCUUCACUCUAACUGGUUGUCUGAGAAGUAAUAUGGAAGAUGUCAAGGUCAAGAUUGAUGCACCAAAUCUGUCAUCCUUCACUUUCUGCGAUUGGCUACCAGAAGAUUUUGUUGUGGAUAGUUUUCCAUUGCUGCAUGAUGCAGAUUUAUACUACAACUAUGGCGACAUAGAGAGCAGAUUUCGUCCUAUAUCUAAGUUUGUAACGAAGCUCUGCAACGUAAAGGUCUUGAAAAUAUCAGGUGCUUACUUUAAGGUCAAAUUUAGUGGCAAAGUCGACGAGAGCACUUUGACAUUUGACAAAGUGCCUAGUUGUAUGGAGUGCCUUAAGUCAAUCGAAUUUCAGAAGUUCAAUGGGUACCCAAAGGAGCUAGAGAUGGUUAAAUUUGUUCUGAAGCAUGCAAGAGUUCUUCAAACGGUCACCAUGGAAACUUCAUAUACUGUGGGGAGUUACAUGGAUCCACGCAAAAAGGAGAAGAAUCUUAAAGCUGUGGAGGUUGAAGCUUUGAAUUGGAAAAUUACAACGCAGUUAGGAAUGUCACCAUGGGCUUCAGCAGGUUGUGUCCUUAAAUUUUCUAGUUCGUAAGUCUUGUUUUUGCUGCUGGGAUUCUCAAACGUCGCCUUUGCGUUGCACUACUGCAAUGGCCUGGCGCACCCCCACCAAAACUAAGAUAAACAUUUGGUACUAGCUUGUCUAUGCACACGCUGUCAAUAUUUUUCAAUAAUCUUGAAUA